Molecule: messenger RNA, 1939 nt
Organism: Osmerus eperlanus (European smelt)
Lineage: Eukaryota; Metazoa; Chordata; Actinopteri; Osmeriformes; Osmeridae
Product: signal-regulatory protein beta-2-like
Exons: 4
Biological process (GO): response to bacterium
Source: RefSeq, a predicted model, not a curated record
UAUUCAGGUAACCAUCUUCUGAGAUCUCACUACCAGACCGUGUUGCAGCAGCCAGAGUCUGAGCCAGUCCAUUCAGGAGACUCUGUGACUCUGCAGUGUUCAGUCCUCUCUGAGUCCUGUACAGGACAACACAGUGUGUUCUGGUUCAGAGCCGGGGCAGGAGAAUCCCAUCCAGGACUCCUUUACACCCAAGGAGACAGGAGUGAAGAGUGUGAGAAGAGACCUGAGACUCCCUCUCCUACACGGAGCUGUGUCUACAGCCUCUCCAAGAACAACCUCAGCUCCUCUGAUUCUGGGACUUACUACUGUGCAGUGGCCACAUGUGGAGAGAUACUGUUUGGCAAUGGAACAAGACUGGAUGUUGAACCAGCAGUGGAUCUCAUAGUUAUCGUCCUGGUGGUGUCCUUAGCUGUGUGUGUUGUGUUGAUCAUUAUCCUCAUCUGUACCAGAAAGACACGGAGACUGUGUGAGAAUUGUAAAGUGAGUGUUACCUAUCACGGACAUGACAAGACAACUGCAGAACAGUCAAGUGGCCAGGAAAGUGAAGACUUGAACUAUGCUGCUCUGCAGUUCUCUGAGAUGAAAGGUAAAAGAGGAAGAAGGAAGAGAGAGACCCCACAGGAGAGUGUGUACUCUGAUGUGAGGGGUUCUGACUAGCAGGGAAGUGAUCAACAGAAGAUGUAAAAAAAAAUGCAAACAUUGUUGAAGUGGCAGUUGAGGUUAGCUUAUUAUGUUGGAUUUUAUUGACUGAUAUUAACAAUAAUGUUUCCGAGUGAUUUUCAGUUCAAGAUUUUCAGUCUGCACAUACGAGUGUAGUUUGAGCUGCAAUGCUACUGGAACUGUCGUUACAAUGUUAGCUGUUUCUUUACAUAUAUUUGAAAGUUGUUUCUAUAAAUGUUUUUGAAAGGAGCAGUGUAAGUAUAGAGUGCUUUUUGGAUCUGUGAUUGUAACAGUAGAACAGACAUCAUUAUUUAAUAUCAGUAUAGUUAUUUUUAAUUGUAAUUUUGUUAACUUGAUUAACUUCCUGGUUGUGGUUGUCAUGAUGAUUAAGGUGAAAUUAGCAUAGGCUACAAGCGCUGUUGCCAUACAGCACCAAGAAAAAAACUGUCUGAGUUUGAUAUUUCAAAACAGUUGGACUGAAACCUGCUUCCACACCUCACCUCUUCUCAGUCAUGAGCUGGUCCCUCUAUAGAGCUACCAAGUCUAAAGUCAAGGCCUGUGUUUUGCUUAUAUGUUGACAGAAAUGUUACAUUUGGUGUAUGUCCUUUGCAAGGCGACUGUAUACAGUAUUUCUGAAUCAAAGCAAAUACAGUUGACCGGGGCUGAGAAAUAAUGAUACAUAGAACAUGUAUUCAACGUUUAUUUACUUGCAAAUAAAAGUUGGAAAACCAUAACAUGAUUAAACUCAUCCAACCAAUUGGGUAUAUUCUUUAUGUUAAAUGCCUUGAACAUAUUAACAACCUUUUCUCUUCCGUAGGCACUAACACAAUGCAGGAAAGAACAGCACCUUCAUUUGAUGAAGGAAACAUAAUAUGGAUUUGACUUUAUGGUGACCUGGCAAUCAAUUGAUUUGUUUUUUUAAGUAAAGGAAUGUAUCAUGAACAGUCAGAUGAAAGGUUAAUGUGUAUAUGAAUCCCUACAUGAAGGCAAGCACAAGUGGGACUUUGCUAAUGCAUGUUCUUAAUGUACAUAAGUGCUUUCUUUAGCCUAUUGGUGGAUUUGUCACAGGAAGUCCCUUCCACCAAUCAGGUUGCAUCUGAAUCCAGGCCAAAGUUCUGCUCAUGAGUUAAAAGUCAGAAAAGACAAACUAUCAUCGCAAAGCACCAAGAUGAUCUUAAUCAGACAUAUCUGUGUACUCCUUCUCUCUCAACAGUGUAAGUGUGUAUUUUAUAAGUUACAUUAUUUUGGAUUGUGUCAUGUAGGUCAACUGUAGAUUCUC